AUGUAUGCAUCAAAUGAAGAUGAAUUUAAUAAUGAAGAUAAUGAUUGGGUCUUUUUAAGACAAACAUCACCACCAGAAAAUCCUAUUCUUCAUGGUGCUGUUAAUCUUGUUGAUCAUGAACAAUCAAAUUUAAGUUUUUCAUCAAAUACUAGUAAUAGUAGUUCAUCGAAAUCUGAUCGAAGUGAUUCUGUAUCAUCUCUUUCAUCGAUUGAACAUGAACAUAUACAAACCAAUAAUGAUAUUGAUCAACAAGAAAAUCAUUUAUUAAUUGAAGAUUCAAUGUUAAUCAAUUCAAGUAAUGAUAAUAGUAAUAAUAAUGAUGAUGUAUUAUUAACCGGUGAAAUUAAAGAAGAAAUUUUAUCAUCUGAAAUCAUAAUUGAACAUGAUAAUGAAACAACUCCAAUAUUUAAUGAAUAUGAUUUAAAUGAUGAAUCAAUUCAAUUAUCAAAUAAUCUUCGACAACAUACCGGUGCUUAUGUUCAACAUACAGUUGAACAAUCUUCAUUAACAAAUGAAUAUGAACUUGUACCUUAUACAAGAAAUUAUUAUCGUCCAAGACAAAAUAAGAAAUUCGUUGUUUAUGGAUUUUUAAUUUUUAUUAUUGUUUUACAAUUAAUUCUUGGUCGAAUUAUUUUAUCACAACGAUUAAUGAUUAAUAAACUUACUGAAGAAUUAAAUGAUACAAAUCAACAUUUGAAUAAAAUAAAAUCUAUUUCAAAUGAAAAUAUUGAACAAAAAUUAACAAAAAAGUUUGAAGAAAAAUUUCAAAUAUUAAUUAAUCAAAAAAUGAUUGAAUAUAAUAAUGAAAAAAAUUCAUUAAUUUUAAAAAUUAAUGAACUUCAUCAAAUAAUAAAUUUUACACAAGAAAAUUUUACAAAUAUGAUUCAUCAAUUAUCAGAUGAAAACGAACAAUUACAACAACAAGUUAUUGAAUUAGAACAUCAUGUACAAUUAAUUGAAGAACAAAAUUCAAUCGAAAAAGAAACAUGUCCUGAAGGAGUUGAUUGUACGAAAUCAUCAUCUACAUUAUCUUUCGAUGCAUUACUUAAUAAUUUAAUCAAACAAGCUACUUUAAUAGCAGAAAAUACUUCAACAAAUUUAUCGGAUUUAUUUCAAGAUUUAAGUGCAUCAUUGAGUCAUCUUGUUGAUCAUGGACAUGAAUAUAUAGAACAAAGUGAACAAAUAUUAUCUGAUAUUAUUGGUUCACAAGCAGCUGAACAAGUUCAAAUGACAUUACGUCGUGGUAUUGAAUUUGUUUCUUCAUCAUUUCGUGAAGCACAAUCAACAUAUGCAACAUGGAUUCGAUCACGUGCACAACAUCGUGAAGAAGCUCGAAUGAAUAAUGCUGAACAAGAAGAAAAACCAAAAGGCAAUGGAAAUCGAUGGCGUUGGACAUUUCAACGUAGUCAUGAUCGUGAACAAAUGCGUCAUCAACCAUCAAUAACAAAAAAACAUUCAUUAAAUAAAGAACAUUUUUGUCGUUCACGAUAUCCAUUCCCGACUAAACAUUUCUCAUCAAUGAAAGAUUGGAUGGCAAAAUUUUUUGGAUCAUAA
This is a messenger RNA of Rotaria sordida, 1554 nucleotides long. NCBI's taxonomy places the organism in Eukaryota, Metazoa, Rotifera, Eurotatoria, Philodinida, Philodinidae. The record is from the annotation of a GenBank genome assembly.